GGCAUAAUGUUGCAGAAUAUUAUUUGUAUAUUCCUAAUGUUGAGUGCCUUGACUUUCUUAUCUGAUGCAACUACACUUCCUCCAUCUAAUGAGACCAAUGUAUUAAAUUCAAUAAGUUCUCAGUUGUCCGAAAUAAGAGCUGAACAGGGACAGGAACUUAAGAUUCUUCUAUCGGACAUGCAGUUUAUAAAAACGGAACUAUCGGAUAAUCAAUGUAGAGCAGAGACCGAAAAACAGGAAACAGAUAUAAUUGAUAGGGAAAAAGAAAUUCGAUCACUGAAAGCGGAUAUACAACUAUUUAGAACGGACAUACAAACUCUGAGAACGGACUUCGACCUACAAAAAAAAGAUUUAAUUAAUAAGGAAGCGAAUAUUCUGACUUUACAAGCAGAGUUGGAAAACCAAAAGAAAAUUGUACUUGACAAGGAGUCUAAUAUCCAAUUGCUUCAAAAUAUAAUUGAACAUCUUAGAACGGAGGAGGAGCGUCAGAGAAAGUUACUUCUCCCACACAAUUGUGCAGAAGCCAAGUCUAGUGGGAUUAAUGAAAUAAUUCUCCCCAAAUUUAGUAGUCAACCUUUUAAAGUUGCCUGCGAUGCGGAAACCCAAGGAGGAGGUUGGACCAUUAUCCUGAGAAGGAUGGAUGGCAGUGUUAGCUUUUAUAGAAGCUGGACGGAAUAUAAAAAUGGAUUUGGUGAUCUGAAUGGCGAGUUCUUCAUGGGUUUAGACAAGAUACAUGAAAUAACGGCAGAAAGAAAUCAAGAGUUACUUGUUCUCCUCGAGGACUUUGAAGGCGAUAAGAAAUUUGAGAAGUACGAUGUAUUCGCAAUUGGAAACGAGGAUCAACAAUAUGAAUUACACACUUUGGGAGAUGCCAGUGGAACUGCAGGUGAUUCAUUUAAAUGGCAUCGUGGCAGUAAAUUUUCUACAUUCGAUCGGGAUAAUGAUGGUCUAUCGUAUAUAGACUGCGCCCAACUAAAGGCUGGCGCCUGGUGGUACAUUUCCGACGGUUUUUGUCAAUUCUGCCAAUUGACGGGAAUAUACGGAAACAACGAUUUUGAAAAUGGCGUCAAUUGGCACAACUUUCGCGGAUCUGAGUACUCCCUGAAGAAGGCCGUUAUGAUGAUUCGGCCCAGAAAGUGUAUUCCUGAGUCUUAAAGGCAGUUUCUUUAUUAUAUGCAUAUUUUUCUAGAGAAUUUAAAUAAAAACCAUUGUAAUUCUCUGUA
This is a messenger RNA of Drosophila innubila, 1223 nucleotides long. RefSeq names its product microfibril-associated glycoprotein 4-like. The transcript has 3 exons. The record is from RefSeq and is a predicted model, not a curated record. Bases 7 to 1155 code for a protein of 382 amino acids. NCBI's taxonomy places the organism in Eukaryota, Metazoa, Arthropoda, Insecta, Diptera, Drosophilidae.